Molecule: messenger RNA, 1473 nt
Organism: Symbiodinium sp. CCMP2592
Lineage: Eukaryota; Dinophyceae; Suessiales; Symbiodiniaceae
Source: the annotation of a GenBank genome assembly
AUGGAAUUGCAGGCCGGGCAACAUCCGAGCAUGCCUCCGCUUGAGGUGGCGCCCCCGCCGACUCAGAAAGCGCCCCCUGUGGUGGCGAAGCUGCCAAUACAGGAGGCCACCAAGCCCCCCUCGAAGCAAUCUUACGCCCUCCCCUCGCUGGAGGAGUUGUUCAAGGGAAGGCCCCGCAGUCUGCAGGACGAGGAGCGGCAGGAGUUGUGGAGUCGGGGCUUUGAGUUCGAUCUGGCACUGGUGUUCCCGAAUCCGGACUAUGUGGACUCACCAGGUUUGGGCACUUUGUGGCAACGCUUCUACUGCCUUCUUUUUGGGGCCUUUAAGGCGGCUGACCUCACGAAGGCCCGUCGAGGACUUUACCACGGAGAUGCUCGCCCUGUUCUUCACGAUUGCUUUUGCGGGAUCAACAAGGACUUCGCAGAGUCAACGAUCGAGGCUGCCUUCUUUGAAGCAUUUUUUCAGAUGCGACCUUACGAGAAGAAGGCGAAGAAGGCGCGGAAAAGCCAGGCACCCGCAGGUCCACCGGUGCCGGAAACCCCGCGGAAGUCGAAGAAAGCUGAAGAGGCUCGGCCUCGUGCUCUUGCACAUGGAGGAAGCUUCCGCCGGGUAGACGUCGAAGAGGUCGCCAGAGGUUCCAUCGUGGAUGAUUGUGAGAUGGGCUUGGCUUCCUACGAAGGUGCUGCAGAUGUACUUUACCAUCAUACCAUGGACCCGAACCUAUCGGGCUCCACGGACCUUCUGUCCCUGAUCCGCAACAUGCUUGUGGCAAUGCUUGCGCGUUCCGGUCUCAUAGUGGAGCUGGUCUUUUCCACGGACUUCCAGUGGAUCUACGCCCUAGUUUCUGCAAGCGAGACAGCGAUGGAGGACUUGGCCGUGAGGCACAACUACCCGCUGUCUGUGGACCUCGCCUGCGUGGACCCUGAGGCGGCAGAGCCUUGCACCCACCACUACAAGCUCCUGGCCGAUGUGUAUGCGAAGCACGGCUGCGUUGAGGUCAUGGAGCUCCUUUGUGCACUGCAAGCUCAGCCCCAGGAGGCCAUGGCAGUAAAGGAUGGGCGUGAAAAGCCUGCACUCUCCAGCCGCGAGGAGGUCAUGAAGGAGCCCUUCCUGUGGUACCUGCGCAGCCGAGUCAAGGGCCGUUCCAUCUGGGUAGCGAAGCACGAGGCUAACGAUGCUUGGCCCGAGCGAGAACCGGACUCCGGUCCGGUGCUACAGAACAGCUGGGACCGUCUUCUCAACUGCCCCGGCCCCGAGGCAGUUCGAGUUUCCGAUCAUCUUGCGACAAGCUCGACGCUGUCCUCUGCAAACGCUUUGCACAGAUUCCAGGCCAAGAGGCUGAACGGACAGCCGGCAAAAUCAGCCUUCUCAAGGCAGGAUCGGACGCUCCUGAUCCUGGCAGCACUCGGAGAGUUCUGCGAUGUCUUCAAACUGAUGCGUGAUGGCUACCUGAUCGACGUGCUUCCCAGCUAA